ACCACAGUUGGCGCGCUUCACGAGAGUUGCGUUGCGAAUGUGCGACUGACGAUCAAGAAUAGGUCCAUUGAAGGUAUGAGCUUCUAGAAAUCGCAACCUUAUGUCCCUUUGGGAUAUCCAAGGCUUUAAGGAUGGUGCAGGAUGAUGUAACCUGUUCCAUAUCUCAAGGGAGCUGAAAGAGGGAGGAAGUAAAAGAAAACACGAGAGGCAGAGUAGCCAAUAUUCAUGUAGGAAUGUUUAAGGUAUGAUUACUCAGUCUAAUUUUCUUUUAUUAAAGUAUUUGUUAAGAAAGAGCAUUUUAAUAGGUUAAAGAAAAUAAGCUUUAGCAAGGUGUGAGUGGACAUACAACUGACAAAUGGAGGCGACUCGGAAAAGAGCUGAGAGUAUAAGAUUAUGUGUGAUUAUAUAAUAAAAUAUAGUGCUAGAAACAGUAUUGUGAUAUACAACUGGCUAUCUUCCUUUUAUUAUCGAAGCUAUUAGAGCCCCUUUCGUUUUUUUUUAAGGUUUUAUAGGGUCUUGAGUAGGCUUCGUAUAUUAGCGAAUUGUCUAGUUUGCUUGUAAUAGGAUUUCUGAGUAGGAAGUGAAACCAAUUUAACGUUCGUAACACGAUUUAAAGAGGUAUUUUGCGUGAUAAAUCAGCUUCAAUACCUUAAGUCCGUGACAUCCCACUAAACCAUAAGGAGCCGUAAUUAAACAAAAUGUUCUGCCCUACAGACAUGGGUGGAUUGAAGUUAUCUCCCCACCUUCAUGUUUGCUGGUCAGUAACGCCACUACAUCUACAGGUAGGGAUCCCCCAAUCGUGCCGAAACAUUAUCGACGCAAUGUCUAAAAUACAUUGCACAAACUUUCUCAUCCAGGUGUCCGUGCAACCAUCAAGCUUAUAGCAGAGCGGUUUUGCUAGCCUGAAAUGAAUAAAGACGUGAGGGAGUGGGCACGCUCCUGUGUAAGCUGCCAAAAAUCUAAGGUUAUCAGACACAAUAAAUGUCCCUUAGGCUCGUUUAAAACUCCCAAUGCUCGUUUUGACCAUGUUCAUCUGGAUUUGGUAGGACCUUUACCAGAUUCAAAUGGAUACGCUUACCUCUUAACCUGCGUAGACCGUUUCACUCGAUGGCCAGAAGCAGUACCUAUCAAGGACAUCACUGCUGAAACAGUGGCUCGCGCCUUCGUCAAACGAUGGGUAGCAAACUUCGGUUGCCCUUCAACCAUCACUACAGACCGCGGACGUCAGUUCGAAUCUGAACUUUUCCGUCGUCUGACCACACUUUUAGGAACCACUCGCUUCGAAACGACGGCCUACCACACACAAGCAAACGGGUUGGUAGAACGUUUUCACCGACAACCAAAAGCUUCACUAUCAGCUGCAAACGUUUCACAGUGGAUGGACGCUCUUCCACUCGUUUCACUAGGUAUCUGCAAUGCAGUGAAAGCUGACAUUGAGUACACUGCGGCUCAACUCGUUUAUGGAACGACAAUUCGACUUCUAGGAGAAUUCGUGGAUCCUUCGUCCUCUUCAAUGAACAUGGAUCUAACCUCCUACACGAACAGGCUUACAAACGCAAUGCGUUCAGUUAAACCUGCUUCCACUCGACCACAAUCAACCGAUGUUUUCGUUCAACCUGACUUACGAUAUAGUACACACGUUUUCGUUCGUCGAGACUCGUAUCGACGACCAUUCGAAUCAGCAUGCGAAGGACCCUUAAAAGUUCUUCAGCAUGAAUCUAAGUACUAUAUAGUCGAUAAGAACGGAAGAAACGAUAGCAUCAGCAUCGAUCGCUUAAAAGCAGCGUAUUUAGAAGGAAAUCCUAUUCACGGCUAUUUUCCUUCAGUACAAUCGCACAACACGACUCCUACACUCAUAAUUCCUCAACCGACAACCAACACUAGUGGUGAUACUCUGAAUGUAUCUGAAAAUAAACCUAAAACGAUGCGUUCUGGAAGAAGAGUAAGAUUUGCAAAACAUUUAAACGACUACUGCACGUAAGGCACUACUCGACAUUUUAUAUUAUCUCGAUUUUUCUUUUUACGAUAUAUAAUAUUUAAAAAAAUUUUAAUAUGCCUAUAUAUUUAUAUUUUUAUUCAAAAAAAAACAAAAACAAAAUUAUUUUUUUAACGCUAUUACGUGCUCGAGUUUAUUUUCCAUUUUUUGGGCCAACAUUGUGUUUUUACGCACGUACGAGUGUAUUUUGACAUGCACUUACACUUUCUUUUUUCUUUUCCAGGACGGCUGGAAAAGAACGAUGCAGUUUACUAGGAGCCGAAGUUUUCAUUGUACUUUUUCUUUUUUUACUAUGCUGUACCUCGGUCCCAUAUAGUAAGGAAAGACGACCAGACGCUGCUAGUAAGCUAUCAGAAGAGUGUUUACCAACGACAAACUCGUUGGGUUUAAACUUCUGGCUGGCCACGUCUUAGGGUCGUCACUGCCCCACUAAGGGGGGAGUGAUCUGUAGCGGUAAAUAAAUCCCCAAAAUAAAUAGCUCUAAGUUUUCGACAUUGGAUGCUGACCAUAUGUUUUAGUGGACUCAUCUAGCUGAAGGCGCUCGGUCAGGCAUCCGCACCAGAUCACGUGUGGCAACGCCGUGCUCAACAUCAACCGCAAUCGCUAGCCAGAUUAGAUCAGAGAAUUCCGAUAUAUUGGUAAUCGCCAAAUACACUCUUCCGAUCUCCUCG
Messenger RNA from Schistosoma mattheei, 2667 nucleotides. NCBI's taxonomy places the organism in Eukaryota, Metazoa, Platyhelminthes, Trematoda, Strigeidida, Schistosomatidae. The record is from the annotation of a GenBank genome assembly.